Messenger RNA from Psammomys obesus (fat sand rat), 1668 nucleotides. Its product is annotated as zinc-regulated GTPase metalloprotein activator 1-like. The record is from RefSeq and is a predicted model, not a curated record. Bases 1 to 825 code for a protein of 274 amino acids. Lineage: Eukaryota; Metazoa; Chordata; Mammalia; Rodentia; Muridae. Gene Ontology annotation, cellular component: cytoplasm. The transcript has 11 exons.
AUGGCCAAAACAGACCACUGCACUGUCAGUCACAAGUGUUGCCAGACCAAUUUUGACCUGUCCAAGAUAGACCUGUACCAUGGUGGUAAUCCCAGUGAGAGGGGUCAACCUUCUCCUAAGGAACUUAAGUGGCUUAGUAGUAGAACCUUCUUCGUGUUCCCAGAGCAUUUAACUGAAGAAAAACCUGAUGGCCUUGUCAAUGAAGCUACUAGGCAAGUUGCUUUGGCAGACAUGAUUCUCAUCAAUAAAACAGACUUGGUUUCAGAAGAGGAGCUAAACAAAUUAAGAACAACUAUCAGAUCAAUAAAUGGACUGGGAAAAGUUUUAGAAACUCAAAGAUCAAGAGUUCAUCUCUCAAAUAUAUUAGAUCUUCAUGCCUAUGAUAUUCUUUCUGGAAUAAGUUUGCAGAAAAAACUCCAGCAUGUGUCAACAGCACCCCACCUUGAUCAGAGUAUUGUUACAAUCACAUUUGAAGUACCAGGAAGUGCAAAGGAAGAGAGUCUAAAUGUAUUUAUCCAGAAUCUCCUGUGGGAAAAGAACGUAGAAAACAAGGACGGCUGCUGCAUGGAGGUCAUACGGCUGAAGGGAGUGGUGUCCAUCAAAGACAAACCACAGCAAAUGAUUGUGCAAGGCAUCCAUGAGCUCUAUGACCUGGAAGAGAGCCUAGUGAGUUGGAAGGAUGAUGCUGAGAGAACAUGUCAGCUGGUCUUUAUUGGCAAAAAUUUAGAUAAGGAUGUUCUUCAGCAGCUCUUCAUUACUGCUGUGGCAGAGGCCGAAGAGCAGAGGACAACACUGGGCAAAGAUCAAGUUUGUCCAUCACACUAGAAACUGCUUCUUAACAAAAGAACUGAUAAGAAAAACAAAGAUCAGUUUCCUACUGGAUAUACUUCAAUGUUGAAUUCGUUCAUUGCUUCUGUUGUGAGUUGGGAGUAUACUUUAUGAAGUAUUUAUUUUAUAAAGUAUACAAAAUUUUAGUAAAUUAUUAUGAAAAUACUUGAUACUCAUACAAUAAAAUAUAUCCUCUGAAGGUUUUUUUGAGAAAAAUAUUUCUCAAAAAUUCCAGAAUUUUUUUGAAUCUUAAGCAUGAAUGCUGAUAACUUAUACAUCAUUUUUUGUGAAAAUGAUGGCAAACUUUUACCAUUUUCAUUUUACCUUAAAACUUAAGGUAAUUGUAGAAAUAUAAUGAUCAUAUUGAUAAUAACAACAACAACAAAACCCCCAAAUACUGUAAUUGUAUUUAAAAAGAUGUUUAACCUUUAUUUUUAUGUUAUGUGUAUGGGUGUUUUGCCUGCAUGUAUGUCUGAACCAUGUACAUCCAGUGCCUGAGCAGUGUAGAAGAGAGCACUGGAUCCUCUAGGACUGGAGUCACAGAUGAUUGUAACUCUCUAUGUGGUUACUGGGAAUUAACCUCAGGUCCUCUGGAACAGCCAGCACUCCUAACCACUGAGCCAUCUCUUCAGCUCUGUCACCGUGUUUUUAGUGGAAUGCAGCUUUACUGUUUCUAAAGACUGAAAGAGGAAGAAAUUUGAGUCAAAGAAAUUGAAUGAUAUCAUACAAUCAGUGCCAAACUGAUGUUGUAAUGAUACUUCAGUUCUUUGUUCUGUAUUAUAUAUGUUAUAAUUGUAGAACUUUAAACUUUAGUUUUAUUGCUGAUAUUAAAUUCAUUUU